This is a messenger RNA of Ylistrum balloti, 1266 nucleotides long. RefSeq lists its product as uncharacterized. Gene Ontology annotation, biological process: protein polyubiquitination; ubiquitin-dependent protein catabolic process. Bases 1 to 1266 code for a protein of 421 amino acids. The record is from RefSeq and is a predicted model, not a curated record. Lineage: Eukaryota; Metazoa; Mollusca; Bivalvia; Pectinida; Pectinidae. Gene Ontology annotation, molecular function: metal ion binding; ubiquitin protein ligase activity. The transcript has 2 exons.
AUGUCGGACGUCCAGCCCCUGAUCGCUCUGCUGGAGAUUAUGCUCAAUCUCUCUACCCCACGGAAACCAGCAGUAAAGCCCGGGGGUCACCCAGAGAAUAUAUUUAUCGAUCUGACGGAGGAGGAGAAAGAAGAAUUCGAAUGUUCGAUCUGUUACCAAGUGCUGAAAGAUCCAAGGAUGUGUAUCAACAAUCAUAAGUACUGCUAUCCGUGUAUAUUUGUGUGGACUACCAGUGGUUAUGCUGAAAACCACAGUAGAUGUCCGGUGUGUCGUGUGCGCAUGCCCGAUUCUUACAUCAGAUGUAGAGAACUUGCAGAGAGGAUAGGGGCCAAGAAUGUGAAGUGUCUGGUUAAAAGCUGUAGAUGGAAAGGUCCUUUGAAGAAUUUAGGGACACACCAGCAUACAACUUACACCGAAACGGGCCUGCCGUACCGACCUAGUAACAGAGAGGCACAAAUGUUCCGUGAAAAUGACCUUCCUCAGCUGUCGGAAGCCAACCCCUCAGACACGGACGCCGCUCCGUCUAACUACAAUAUCAGGGACGUCACCGAAACAACUUCAUCCAACGGUCGUCUGUUACUUAGGCCGACAGAGGAAACGAACAAUGUAACAUCUACCUCUCAAGGCCGACUACUGUCAAGGUCGACAGAUCAGCGCACGCCAUCAGGUGUAGGGCACACGCGCUCUAUAGCACGUCGAAGAGUGACCCCAUCCUCUGAUAACCCUACAGGCUCCUCGGCCACUCCGAGAACUCCACACCCUCCCUCCGGCCCUCGCCCAUCCGGGUCUCAAACCCGUCGUUUGCCGACUCUACCGAACAUCGUCGGCACUAGUCAGACUGCCAGACAGUCCACCGCGACCACAAGAAAUAAUUCCACGUCGACGUCAAGAAACAACACUGUAUCAAACAGGAAUUCAACGACAAACACGGAAAGCCGGCCUCAGGGUUCCACCACUGCUAGUCGGCUGCGAGCUAGAAAUAGAGAGGAGCAGGAGAACGCACCCAAUAGAAAUAUUCGUGAACGUCUUAGAGAAAGCAGAAACCGACUAGAUUCUCUUAUGACCACGUUUUCUUCUGAAUUAGAUAGAGGGCGCAAUGAUAUCGCCGCUUUCCAAGAUCAACGGGAGCGAAGGCGCCAGGAGCAACUGGAUGAAGUACGCGACUUGGGAAGGAGGUUGGGCCAAGUCGCUACAGAACUGCGACAACUAAUAGACCACAGGCGCCAACUCAGAGAUGACAUUGAGGAGACGAUAAGUGAACUUUAA